This is a messenger RNA of Neurospora hispaniola, 2070 nucleotides long. RefSeq lists its product as uncharacterized. Gene Ontology annotation, molecular function: N,N-dimethylaniline monooxygenase activity; flavin adenine dinucleotide binding; NADP binding. The record is from RefSeq and is a predicted model, not a curated record. Lineage: Eukaryota; Fungi; Ascomycota; Sordariomycetes; Sordariales; Sordariaceae. Bases 1 to 1779 code for a protein of 592 amino acids. The transcript has 7 exons.
AUGACUACAACUACGAACGGGCACAUGGACGGAGGUGACCUCAAGACAAAGUUUACACUUAAAGAUGCGGUAGUGGAAAAUCUUAGACCGUUGAGGGUAGUUGUCAUUGGCGCUGGGUAUAGUGGUAUCGGGGCAGCGAUUAGAAUACCAGAGAAGCUACGAAAUGUCGAGCUAGUGGUCUAUGAGAAAUACGAAGGCGUCGGAGGGACAUGGUGGGUGAACACAUAUCCAGGCGUCGCCUGCGACAUCCCCUCUCAUUCAUACCAAUUCUCCUAUGCGCCCAACCCGAACUGGUCCAACCUCUAUGCGCCAGGCCACGAGAUCCAGAAAUAUCUGCAGGACGUGGCCGAGAAAUUCGGAGCGACGAGGUUCAUCAAGUUAUCACAUAAAGUGGAGGAAUGUGUCUGGGACGAUGGGCAGAAGAAAUGGCAACUCAAAGUCAUGAAUCUGGUUACCGGAGAGGUGUUUUCCGAUUCGGCAAAUGUGCUGAUUACGGCCCGAGGUCAGCUUAGCGAGCCGCGAUGGCCGGAUAUUCUGGGAAUUGACCAGUUUAAGGGGAAGAAGAUGCAUUCGGGGGCGUGGGAUAAGAGUUAUGACCUCCGCAACAAGAAGAUCGCUGUUGUGGGUAACGGUUCCAGUGCCAUCCAGAUCGUUCCCAAGCUCCAGAAACUCGAAGGAACGACGCUCUCGUGUUUCAUACGAUCACCGACCUGGAUAUCGUCAGCUUUUGGCGAUAACACCAUGAAAGACCUAGGAAUGGAUCCCAAAGUAACAGAGUUCACCGAAGAACAAAAAGCCCUCUUCCGCUCCGACCCUCGCGCCCUCCUCAAAUUCCGCAAAGCUUUUGAAGACUUUGGCACCUCCCUCCACAACUCCACCAUGGCAGGCCACCCGAUGACCAUCGAGGGACAAGCUUUCUUCAAAGCGGACAUGGAAUCCAAGCUGUCGGCUCGUCCCGACCUGCUAGCCAAGAUCAUCCCAGCCUUCGCCCCUGGCUGCCGGCGCCUCACUCCAGGAAGGGGCUACCUUGAAGCCCUCCAACAACCCAACGUGACAACAAUUCACGACCCCAUCUCACACAUUACCUCCUCCGGCAUCGCGCUUGCCACUGCGGAAGAAAAGCAACACAUAAUCGACGCCGACGUGAUCGUCUUCGCCACCGGGUUCCAAGCCUGCACCUCCCCACCCUUCCCCAUCAUCGGCCGGCGCGGACUUACCCUCGCCUCCCGCUGGUCCCAACACCCCGAUAGCUACCUCGGUCUAGCCGUCGACGGGUUCCCCAACUAUCUGAUGCUGUUCGGCCCAAAUACGACCAUCGGGUUCGGCAGCCUGAACCGGAUCCUGGAGGCGCAGGUAGACUACGUCGUCUCGGUAAUCCGCAAAUUACAAAAGGAGGAUUACGCGUCCAUGGAGCCCAAGCCGGAACGAGUGCGGGACUUUGUGGCCUUUGUGGAUGCCUACUUUAAGGAUACGGUGUACCUGGAUAAGUGCAAGAGUUGGUAUCGGUCGGAGGGCGGGACGGGAAACAGGAUCGUGGCGCUGUGGCCCGGGUCGACGCAGCAUGCUGUUGAGACGCUGAGGAGCCCGAGGUGGGAGGACUGGAUGUAUGAGGGUGCUGACAAAAGUGGGAAUGGGCUGAGGUGGUUGGGGAAUGGAUGGAGUUUGACGCAGACGGAGGGCGAUCCGAGUUGGUAUUUGAAUCCGGAGGAAAUCGAGUUUCCGUGGGACGACAAGCCGGAGGAGAACCCGAAGUAUAAGUCGAAGCCAUGGUCGCAUUGAGGGCGGUGGCGGUUAGAGGAAAUUUUUAGCUGAAACUAGUUAGCCAAAAGCAAUCUUCACGUACCUUGGACUGGAAUGAACUCUGGUGAGCCGGGUAUAUCGCAAAGCCGCAAGAUCAACGUUCACUAUGUAAAUCGAGUGGAAUGAUUAGGGUAGUGAUUAAUAUUGUCUGUCUUUUGUAACUGUAAGUGGUCAUCUUCGGCCGCCUUUGCCGAUAGACUAACAUGACGGGUUUCAAGUAAAGGCAUAGUAACGUGAUACACAAACCGCUGCACGAAUUCCUUAAGCGCC